AUGAAUGACAACAAUCAAUUAUUACAUUUAGAUGAUCUACCUAAUGAGAUAUUUCACUAUGGAAUUUUUCCUUUUUUUUCAUGGCAAGAAUUAUAUUAUUCAUUUUUUGGUCUUAAUAAACGUAUUAAUAAAAUUCUUCAAUCAUUAACACAUUUACAUUUUACUGUCGAUUCCUCGAAUCAGCAUCAUCCGGCACUUUCUUUUUUUGCUCCAUGUAUUAUAUGUCUCACGGUAUGCCUUGGGCAAUUUGAUAUAACACCAUUUUCAGCUCUUCGUUCAUUAACUCUUAAAUAUCCAAGUCUACAACAACGAAAUUCAAUUCGAUCUGAAAAUUUUCCUCGUCUUGAAUAUUUAAAUCUUUCUUAUCCACUUGAAGAUUCAAUUCUUUUAAAUUUAAUCUUUUCAAAUGCUUUUGAACAUUUAAAAGUAUGUCAAUUCGAUCGAACUUCUACUGAUCAUUCUUGGAAUGGUUCUCCAAAACUUCGUUCCCUAUCAAUUAGUGUAUAUGAUUCAUAUGGAAUUAUUUGUGUACUUCGUGCUUGUCCAAAUAUAUCUCGAUUAAAUAUUAUUGUAUAUGAAACACCUCAAAAAAAUCUAUCUCUUCCACGACAUUCUAUUUCUUGUGUGAACUUACUUCUUCAAUAUCUCUUUAUUCGUUCGACAUUCGAAAUACUUGCUGCGAUUUUGAAGCUUACACCUAAUCUUAAAUGGCUUACUUUUGAUGAUAUUCGAAACUAUAAGAGUGAAAAAAAUCCAGGAUUGAAUUUCAAAAUUUUGGCUAGCACUCUUUCAAUUCUUAAACAACUUUCUUACCUUUAUUUCACAAGUGGAAUUUCGGCUUGGAAUUCACGUACACCUUUGCAUACUUUGCAUCCACUCUUUAAACAUGUUAAAUAUGUUAACUCAUCUACAGUUAUUCUAUCCAGUUCUGUUAUAUAA
Molecule: messenger RNA, 939 nt
Organism: Rotaria sordida
Lineage: Eukaryota; Metazoa; Rotifera; Eurotatoria; Philodinida; Philodinidae
Source: the annotation of a GenBank genome assembly